AUGGAAUGGAGCUCUGAUGUGGACUGUCAGUACAAACCGCCCAUAUCGUCAGAGUGUUUAUUAAAAAUUUGUCAUGAAAGAGGACUAAGAAAUUACACAGUUUUUCUUAAAGGUAUAGUGAAGAAUAUAAACGCAAACAAUCCUAAAAUUUUGAAAGAUGAAAUAUCUAGCAAAGUGGCUUUAGUUAAAAAUAUUGACUUCAUUAAAAUUAUAAGAUAUGGAAGGCUUCUAAUAAAUACCUCGGUGGCUGAAUGUGCAUGGCAAGUUUUAAACAUAUCUGAAUUGCAUAAUAUAAAGGUCUUCCCGAUGCUUGCCAUGUCUGAACUGACAAGCAAAUUUCUUCUAUCAUCCAUUCCAGUAGAAGUUGAGCUCUCAGAGCUAGCUAACGAGUUGAAUUAUAAUAACGAGAUUGAAGUAUUAAAUUUAAGAAGAUUUUUAGCGAAAAGUCCAGACAGUAAUAAGAAACCUCCAGAAAGAGUACUCGUUACGAUUGCAAGACACCACUUACCAGAAUAUGUAAAAAUAUGUCUGACAAGACAUAGGAUCACAAGGUUCUACGAUAAUCCAAGGCAAUGUCCUCAAUGCCUGAGGUUUGGUCACGGGAUUAAAAGCUGCAGAGGAUUAGUCAGACGUAGCAAAUGUAGCGAAAAUCACACCAGGGCACAGUGCCAAAGUGAGCAGAUCAAGUGCGCAUUGUGCAGUAACUCACAUGAAGCAUCCUCGAAGAACUGUCCCAAAUACAUCGAAGAGGGCAAUAUUCUCAAAUAUAGUGCUGACCAUCAUGUUCCCGUAGUAGAAGCAAGGCACGCUGUAGCAAACUAA
Molecule: messenger RNA, 822 nt
Organism: Stegodyphus dumicola
Lineage: Eukaryota; Metazoa; Arthropoda; Arachnida; Araneae; Eresidae
Source: RefSeq, a predicted model, not a curated record